AUGCUCUUCGUGUACCUACUUGAUCUCAUAGUCUUCCUAGAACUUCCCUAUGAUCCUGAUCAAGAUGCAGGGGAGAAACGCGCUGUGCGAAGGGAAUAUCGUGCAAUCCACAAGGAUAUGGAAGAUUUUCAACACAACAUCAAAGACUGCACCGUCGACAAUCUCGCAGAUGCUGCAAAGCGCGCCGACAAAGUCUUCUAUAAGGUCAAGAACACGACAGAAGCGACACUGGAUUCAUCGGUCCUUCUACAAUUGACUGCCUCGCAUGCACAAAUGGCUCGAAGUUUGAAGUCAGGCUCUGGUGCAUUCGAUAUUGACGACUAUCUCGCGAAGCUCGUUAGCUUCAUGGGAGGUCACAAACUAGACAAUCAGAAUCCUGAUGAUCCUGAUGCAGACGACGCGUUACUCGAUGCACCAUUAGAUUGGGACAAAAUCGGGCGAACAACGCUUGCUAAGAGCAAAAGAGUGCCUGUUGUGGGUUUCAUGUUAGGACCUCUCUCGAUUGAACAGAAGAAACGUGCUCCAGUCAAGCGUGCCAAACUGGAGAAAAACAAGGCUGACGAAAGGAAACCGCAAGAACUGAAGGAGGAGGAUAUAGCACGAUCUGUUAACGAAACAACGAAGAAUGUCGCAACACUCGAAUCAAUAUUGGCAGAAACAGGUGCUAUCAACCUGUUCAGGUUCGUCGUCAACCCCAAAAGCUUUGCCCAGUCCGUAGAGAAUAUGUUCUAUCUAUCAUUCCUUAUACGUGAUGGAAAAGUCGCUCUUGACACAGAUGAACAGGGCGAACCAACCAUCUUUGGUUGCGCUCAGCCUUCGGAUGAAGACUACGCUGAUGGGUUGCGUAAACGCCAGAUCGUCUUUGAACUUGAUAUGGCUACCUGGAAGCGUGCCAUAGAUGUUUUCGAAAUUACAGAGCCGACUAUACCUACUCGAGAAUCAUCCAAAAUGAAGAUUGGGAAUAAAUGGUAUGGUUAA
Lentinula edodes (shiitake mushroom) is the source of this 978-nucleotide messenger RNA. Its product is annotated as Nse4 C-terminal-domain-containing protein. Gene Ontology annotation, biological process: DNA repair. The transcript has 7 exons. Bases 1 to 978 code for a protein of 325 amino acids. Gene Ontology annotation, cellular component: nucleus; Smc5-Smc6 complex. NCBI's taxonomy places the organism in Eukaryota, Fungi, Basidiomycota, Agaricomycetes, Agaricales, Omphalotaceae. The record is from RefSeq and is a predicted model, not a curated record.